This is a messenger RNA of Peromyscus californicus insignis, 6224 nucleotides long. RefSeq names its product SEC31 homolog B, COPII coat complex component (gene Sec31b). Gene Ontology annotation, cellular component: COPII vesicle coat; endoplasmic reticulum exit site. NCBI's taxonomy places the organism in Eukaryota, Metazoa, Chordata, Mammalia, Rodentia, Cricetidae. Gene Ontology annotation, biological process: COPII-coated vesicle cargo loading; endoplasmic reticulum organization; intracellular protein transport. Gene Ontology annotation, molecular function: protein binding; structural molecule activity. The coding region runs from base 1187 to 4735 and encodes 1182 amino acids. The record is from RefSeq and is a predicted model, not a curated record. The transcript is spliced from 25 exons.
AUUGUUUGGGGUUGGGCAGGUCACCUCUGAAGAUACUAGAUACUCACCCAGAAAGAUUUAUAAAAAGCUAGCUAUGCAUAGGGCAAAGGAAGAACAUUAGUAUAUGGGAAGCAGGAUUUGCAAAGACUCCAGUGUAGGCAGAGGCGAUGAGAUGAAAAAAGACUUGUGUGGCUGGGGUACAAUGCCUAGGAGGAAAACCAGGAAGAUGUAGCAGUGAGCUGAAGCCUGAGGUUUAGUCUCCAUGUGCUAGGUCACUUAUUUCAUGAUGGAAUGUCAAUAUCCUAUUUUUUGAGUUCAGUGCUUCUUCGAUGUGGAAAAUGAAUUAGAUGAUGCCAUGGGUAGCAAGGAGAGUAUCAUUUGGAGACUUUUGUAGUAAUAUGGGUGAGAGACUAUGGUACCUUCAAAUAGGCUAGUGGCAUUGGCUGUAGAAAAAGGACAUUAAAACCAGGGAGAUGAAAUGAUGGAUUAGAAAUGGGAGGAGAGACCAAGGGUGAUUUUCAGGUUUCUGGGCUGAGAGCUUGGGUAGGUAAAAUACCAUUUAUCACGACGAAGAAAGCUGAAUGAAGAACAGAGGAUUGUGGAGGGAUGUAGUAGGACAGACAAUUCUGUUGUAGCUAGACUACCUUAGGUGUCUUUGCUGUAUUUGUGAGUGUAUUUUUUUAGAUAAGGUCUUACUAUAUAUGUCACUCAAGCUUGCCUGAAUUUAUGAUCCUAAUGCCUCAGCCCCUUGAGUGCUGGGAUUAUAGAUGUGCAUCACAAGUAGAAAUGUUUAAUUAGCAGUUUAAUAUAGAAAUCGGUGCUCCAAGGACAAAUGUAUGCAGUAACAUAAAUAUGGGGUUCAUUGGCUCAUAAACAAUAUUUAAAGCCAUGGAAAUCAGGCAAAGUCAUUGAGAAAUUAGCUAGUUUGGUGGCUGUUCCCAUUAGGCCUGUGGUAACUAGUGUGAUUAAACCUUGGGAGUUUAGAGAAUUCAGUUUUAGCAAUUGUAUAAAUAAAUGAACUGCCCUUAACUCCACAGAUGAUCUGGUUUUUCUCAUUCUGCAUUUGUUGAAAUACUUCAUCUUGUGGAGAAGAGAGACAAUAACUGUGUCUGCAGAUGCUUCCUGGAUCUCUGGCCCUAAGAUCUUUGGUCUCUAUUUUCAGUGAGCCAAGAGCCUUAUAUGUUUUCUGCAACCUUCAGAACAGACCAUGAAGUUGAAGGAACUUGAGAGGCCAGCCGUCCAAACAUGGAGCCCAGCCAGCCAAUACCCUGUGUAUCUGGCCACAGGAACAUCUGCCCAGCAACUAGAUGCUUCGUUUAGCACAAAUGCCACACUGGAAAUAUUUGAGGUUGAUUUCAGGGACUCUUCUCUGGACUUGAAACACAAAGGAAUUCUUUCUGUCUCAAGCAGGUUUCACAAGCUAAUCUGGGGAAGCUUUGGCAAUGGGCUUCUGGAAAACUCUGGGGUUAUUGCUGGUGGUGGAGACAAUGGCAUGCUUACUUUGUACAAUGUGACCCACAUCCUUUCUUCAGGAAAGGAGCCCUUGAUUGCCCAGAGACAGAAACACACAGGGGCCGUCAGGGCCCUGGACUUUAAUCCUUUCCAGGGCAAUCUCCUGGCUUCAGGAGCCAGUGAUUCUGAAAUCUUCAUUUGGGAUUUGAACAACCUGAGUGUUCCAAUGACCCCUGGAUCCAAGUCACAGACACCCCCAGAAGACAUCAGAGCACUGUCUUGGAACCGCCAAGUCCAGCACAUCCUGUCUUCUGCUCACCCCAGUGGCAAGGCAGUUGUGUGGGAUCUCAGGAAGAAUGAGCCCAUCAUCAAAGUCAGUGACCACAGCAGCAGGAUGAGCUGCUCAGGCCUGGCUUGGCACCCAGACAUAGCCACCCAGUUAGUGUUGUGCUCAGAAGAUGACCGGCUUCCGGUGAUCCAGCUGUGGGACCUGCGCUUUGCUUCCUCACCCCUGAUGGUGUUGGAGAACCACAGCAGGGGGAUCUUGUCAAUGUCAUGGAGCCAGGCUGAUGCUGAACUACUGCUUAGCAGUGCCAAAGACAACCAGAUCUUUUGUUGGAACCUGGCAAGCAGUGAGGUGGUAUACAAGCUGCCCACACAGAACAGCUGGUGCUUCGAUGUUCAGUGGUGCCCUCAGAACCCGCCUGUGUUCUCUGCUGUCUCCUCCGAUGGCUGGAUCAGUUUGUACUCUGUGAUGGGUAGGAGCUGGGAGGUCCAGCACGCGAGGCAGGCCGACAAGAUUUCCUCUUCUUUCAGCGAAGGGCAGCCUCUCCCACUGCUGCAGGUGCCUGAGCAGGCGGCCCCAGCGUCAUUAAUCCCGCCCUUGAAGAAGGCCCCCAGGUGGAUGAGAAGGCCAGCAGGCGUUUCCUUUGCUUUUGGGGGAAAGCUGGUUACCUUUGGCCUUCCCAGCAUCCCUGUCCAACAGAUGCCACAGCCUUGCCCCCGCCCUGUCUACCUCAGUCAAGUGGUCACAGAAUCAGACGUUCUGGCACGGUCAGCUGUGCUGCAAGAGGCCUUGGGAUCCGGACAUCUCCUGAAUUAUUGUCAGAGCAAGAUUCAGCAAGCUUCACUGCCAUCUGAAAAGAUGCUCUGGCAGUUCCUGGAGGUGACCUUAGAGCAUGACUCUAGGCUGCAAUUCCUCAGGCUGUUAGGGUUCAGCAAAGAUGAGCUCCAGAAGAAGGUGGACACAUGCUUGAAGAAUGACUUGAAGCUAGGGGGAAGCCCUGGGCUUGAGGCAGUUGACCUCAAAAGUGAGAGACCACACCCCUUUUGCCACCAGGCCUCCAGACACACCACCGAGGAAGCCUCUGCAUCCUCGGCCUUCUUUGAUGAGCUGAUUCCUCAGAACAUGACUCCAUGGGAGAUCCCCACCACAGAAGACACUGAUGGACUCCUGAGCCAGGCCCUGCUGCUUGGGGAGCUGCGGCCUGCUGUGGAGCUGUGUAUGAAGGAAGAGCGCUUUGCUGAUGCCAUCAUCCUGGCUCAGGCUGGGGGUGCAGAGCUGCUGAAGUGGACACAAGAACAUUACUUGGCCAAGAGGAGAACCAAAAUCUCUUCGCUUCUAGCCUGUGUUAUAAAGAAGAAUUGGAAAGACCUAGUAUGUGCCUGUAGCCUGAAGAACUGGAGAGAGGCACUGGCUUUGCUGCUGACGUAUUCAGGGCCAGAGAAGUUCCCUGAGCUCUGUGACAUGCUGGGAACUCGAAUGGAGCAGGAGGGAGGCAGGGCACUCACUUCUGAAGCCAGACUCUGCUAUGUGUGCUCAGGAAGUGUGGAGCGGCUGGUGGAAAGCUGGGCAAAAUGCCAGCAAGCCUCGUGCCCCGUGGCUCUGCAGGACCUGAUGGAGAAGGUGAUGGUCCUUAGCAGGAGCUUGGAACUACUGCAGGGUUCUGACAAGAUGAGCCCAGGUCCUGCCACAGUCUACAGGCUCACCCAGUAUGCCAAUCUCCUGGCAGCCCAGGGCAGCCUGGCCAUUGCCAUGAGCUUCCUCCCCAGUGACUGCAUCCAGCCAGCAGUUCAGCAGCUGAGAGAUCGGCUUUUUCACGCCCAAGGUUCUGCUGUCUUGGGCCAACAGGCUCCCCCUUUUCCUUUUCCCCGGGUUGCUGUAGGAACUGCCCUCCACCCCAAAGAGAAGUUAUCCUACAGAAUGGGAUCCCAGCCUUCUGACCAGGUCCCAGCUCCAUCUGCAAGGCUAGGGGCCACAGCUCAGUCAUCAUUAGUGAUGCCCUUCACAGCCUCCCAUCCCAGCCCUUCUCAGGGCUCACAGACACAGUCUACAGGUGACUACAGGGUGCCUGGGCCGCAGGCAACCCUGCCUCUGCAUUUGGGCCCUGGAGUAAGGCCUGCUUUACCUCAGCCGCAGCUGUUAGGGGGACAGAGUGUUAGAGCUGCAAACCCGGUUGGCUUCUCUGGAACAUGGCCUCUUCCUGGUCCCCGUCCACCCAUGGCAUCCCCAGACGCCAUGCAGCCUGGCUGUCCCUCACUGCCUCAGACUCCUAGACUGCUCCCUCUGGCUCCUAUGGGACCACCAGGUCCCAACCCUCUGAGCUCCCCGCCCUCAGGCUCUCCUGUCACUUUUCCUGUGGCUGGUCCUCCUGGAGGGCCAGGGGCUCCAUACUCCAGGACCCUCCCAAGCACUGGCCUCUGGACUCCUCAUCCAGGACCCCAGGAUGCCUGGCAAGCUGCUCCAGCCACUUGGGAAAAGCUCCCGAGGAGAAAGCUGCCAGAGCCAUUUAUACCCCCAGCACCGAUUACAGCUCCGGUUAUGAGCCUUGGCCCUGAGCCAGGACAGACCCUGCUGCCACAGCCCCGAGUCUCCAGUGUGAGCUGGUCUCCUCCCGGAGCCCCAAGAGAAGGCAGCCCGCAGGUGACCAGAACACUGCAGCCGCUGCCUCCUGAGAAGACGGGAAAGAAGGAGCUGCCCCCAGAGCAUCAGUGCUUGAAGGACAGCUUCGAGGCACUUCUCCAGGCCUGUUCUCUGUCUGCCACUGACCUAAAAACCAAAAGGAAGCUGGAGGAGGCGGCCCACCGUCUAGAAUGUCUAUAUGAAAAACUUUGUGAGGGGACGCUCUCACCCCCCGUCCUGGCUGGGCUCCACGAAGUUGCCCGAUGUGUGGAUGCAGGCAGCUUUGAGCAGGGCCUUGCGGUGCAUGCCCAGGUGGCGGGCUGCAGCAGCUUCAGCGAGGUAUCCAGCUUCAUGCCUGUCCUGAAGGCUGUCCUCACCAUCGCACACAAGCUGCAGGGCUAAGCCAGGCAGCCUCUUCCACCAGGAGGCCGUUUCUGCUGUUGCUUACCUCCGGGUGCAAAGGGGGAGUUUUUCAAUCGAUUGUGUUUAUUUCUCCCAGUAUUUUCCCCUUGCUGCCUGCCAGCUAGGCGAUGCUGGGGGCUUGGAUCCACACCAGCUGAGUGCCUGUUUCCUCCCCCUUUAUGCCUGCCCACCUGGGCUUUCCUAGGGUGCUUUCAGCCUGGGAGGUAGAGCACAGAGUCAGGUCUUCCUUUCCCUAAUCUAGCAGUCCAACAGGGUCAGCACCAGAAUGUCUCACACAGGGCUAUUCUGUUCAGAUGGUUCAGAGAGGGUAAACAGUCUGUCAUUGGUUCAGUCUGCCGCUGCCAUGACUCAUCUUGUGGGUCUUGUUCUUUCUCUUCUGGAGUUGGAGUCCAACUGUCCUGUCCCCUGCCUCAGUCUUCAUAUUUGAAGGUCAAUAUUUAUUGUAGGCCCAGGGAGUUGGUUGAUGGUCACUUUUUCAACAAGUCAUGGACAUGAGGACUGGGUGUGGGUGCUGAGCAAAAUGAAGAGAGGAAACUGGUCCUUUAAAAAAAUGAAACUUCUCAUGUGUUAGCAUUACUCAGGGUGGGCUGUAUCUCGUGUGUUAGCAUUACUCAGGGCGGGCUGUAUCUCAUGUAUUAGCAUUACUCAGGGCAGGCUGUAUCUCAUGUAUUAGCAUUACUCAGGGCGGGCUGUAUCUCAUGUAUUAGCAUUACUCAGGGCGGGUUGUAUCUCAUGUAUUAGCAUUACUCAGGGCGGGCUGUAUCUAGUGUGUUAGCAUUACUCAGGGCGGGCUGUAUCUCGUGUGUUAGCAUUACUCAGGGUGGGCUGUAUCUCGUGUGUUAGCAUUACUCAGGGCGGGCUGUAUCUCGUGUGUUAGCAUUACUCAGGGCGGGCUGUAUCUCGUGUGUUAGCAUUACUCAGGGCGGGCUGUAUCUCGUGUGUUAGCAUUACUCAGGGCGGGCUGUAUUAGGUGGCCAGUGGAAGAGUGAAGUGCCUUUUGUUUAGACUAUGAGGUAGAAGCCUGUAGAGCAGUAGUUCUCAAUCUGUGGGUCAUGACCCCUUUGGGGGUCAAACGACCCUUUCACAAGGUUCGCCUAAGACAUGGGAAAACACAGAUAUUUAUAUUACAAUCCAUAACAGUAGCAAAAUUACAGUUAUAAAGUAGCAAUAACAUAAUUUUGUGGUUGGGGGUCACAUUGAGGAACUGUAUUAAAGGGUCACAGCAUUAGGAAGGUUGAGAAAACUGCUGUAGAGAAUGACCUUUGACACUGCCCAGGCUUGAGCCUGGCCCUAGGCCUUACACUAUCCAGUCUGCGAUUUUUAAGCCCGAUUCUGGAAUCAGAGCCCGGCUUCUCGUGGAUCCAGGGCUCUUCUUCCCCUCAGCUGCCUUAUGUCUCUGAACUGCUUUCUCUGGCCCUAUUUCAUGCUGACCUCUUAAACAGUGCAAUAAAGUGACUUGCUUUCCAAA